Messenger RNA from Lagopus muta (rock ptarmigan), 7591 nucleotides. It is a transcript of the gene ASCC3, whose product is annotated as activating signal cointegrator 1 complex subunit 3. The record is from RefSeq and is a predicted model, not a curated record. The transcript has 43 exons. The coding region runs from base 452 to 7087 and encodes 2211 amino acids. NCBI's taxonomy places the organism in Eukaryota, Metazoa, Chordata, Aves, Galliformes, Phasianidae. Gene Ontology annotation, molecular function: nucleic acid binding; ATP binding; ATP hydrolysis activity.
AGGGGGGUAUGCUCCUUUUGGGCUGUCACUGGUUGUUGGAAAGGCUCCACUGUGGUGCCAUUGGUCCCUUCCACAAGGACACAGCAGAGCGGCUAAGGCGGAAGGCGGCCUGAGCGUAGCGCACGCACCGCUCUGAAAAGGGGCUGGGGAGCAGGAAGCGCGGAGUGACUCGGCGAGCACGCAGGGGAAGAGCCAUAGAAACACUAAUCAGGGUGAGUAACGAGGUACUGAAUAAGCUGUGCUGGGAGUGUGGCCACGGGAGAAGGAUCAGCGAGAAACCGCCCAACAAAUCCACCCGGCCGGACCAGGACAUGACCGCGCAGUGCACCCUUCUCGCCCCGCCUGCUUGCUUUACGGCAGCGUCGCGCCUCGUCGGCUCUUUGCGGCAGCGGAACCGGUGGUUGAACUGGGAUUUAAUUUUUUAUCCUAUGGAUCACUGAAUGAGUAACAGAUGGCCUUGCCACGUCUUACAGGCGCUCUACGCUCCUUUUCAAAUGUCACUAGACAUGAUGAUUAUAGUGAAGAAUUAGCUGACUUAACGAAAAAAAGAGCAAAACAACAAGAACAGUUACUGAAGUCUGAUCUUACUUGGAAGAAGAUAAUAAAGUUUGUUGAUGACAAUUUAGACAAAAAAGAAUACCAAACUGUAAAUGGUGAUUUGAAAACUAUAUUACAAGCAGCAAAACAAAUAGUUGGAGCUGAAAAUGGACAAGAAGCAAUUGAAAGCGGAGCUGUUUUUCUCUUUAAGACAUUUCACGGGAAAGAAUGUGUUGGUCAUGAUGAAACAAAGGCUAUCAAGCAGAUGUUUGGGCCGUUUCCAUCAUCAUCUGCUACUGCAGCUUGUAAUGCCACAUGUCGGAUUGCUUCUCACUUCACUGAAGAACAGCUUACAGCCCUCAUACAGAUGGCUGAGGAGCAAAAUGGUGAUAACAGAAUGUUCUUUGGUAAAAAUAUAGUGUUUUCAUUUGACAUGCAUGAUUUGGAUCACUCUGAGGAGCUGCCUGUAAAUGGUGAGGCUGAUGCUCAAAGAAUUAUAAGCUUAGAUUAUAAGAAAUUUCUGAAUAAUCAGCUGGAUCAUCUAAAGAACUGCUGUGAUGAGAAGUCUGAUCUCAAGUCUAUGGCAAAAGUAGAUGAUUCUUUUUUAUGGUCUGAAGUUGGAAAAUAUCUGAAUGAAUCUCAGGGUGGUACCCCUGGAGGACCAACAACGGAAGAUCUCUGCUGUACUUUGUAUGAGAUGCUUGCUUCUCCCAAGAGUGGUGAUGAACUUCAAAAUGAGUUAUUUGAACUGCUAGGCCCUGAGGGCUUUGAACUUAUAGAGAAGCUCCUACAGAAGAGAUCUGUGAUUGUGGAAAGAUCUUUGGCUUGUCAAAAUGAUAACAAGUUCCAGGCUUUGCAAGAGCAGUGCAAGAAGUUUAUAGGUGAAAAUACUAAACCCAAUUAUGGCUGUCAAGUUACAAUUCAGUCUGAACAAGAAAAGCUGUUAAUGAAACAGUAUCGUCGUGAAGAAAAACGAAAUGCCAGAAGAGAAAAACAAGCUGGGGAAGAUGGAGAAGUAUCUGGGGAAGGACUUACAUCCUUUGAUCCCAAAGAGCUGAGAAUGCAAAGGGAACUAGCACUUUUGAAUGCCCGAAGUAUGCCUAUCCUAGGUAGACAGAAAGAGGUGGACUUUGAAAGAAUUCAUUAUCCACAUGUUUAUGAUUCCCGAGCUGAAGCUAUGAAAACAUCAGCAUUCAUUGGAGGUGCAAAGGUGUUCUUACCAGAAUCAGUUCAGAGAGAAAACAACAAAAUGUAUGAAGAGGUGAAAAUCCCCCAUAGUGAACCAAUGCCUAUUGGCAUUGAAGAGAAAAUUGUUUAUGUUAAAGACUUUGAUGAGAUUGGCCAACUUGCUUUUAAAGGCAUGAAAAGACUGAACCGAAUCCAAUCUAUAGUUUUUGAGACUGCCUACAACACAAAUGAGAACAUGCUAAUCUGUGCACCCACUGGAGCUGGGAAGACUAACAUUGCCAUGCUGACAAUUCUUCAUGAAAUUCGCCAGCAUGUUCAGCAUGGUGUUAUCAAAAAGGAUGAGUUCAAGAUUGUCUAUGUUGCUCCUAUGAAGGCUUUGGCAGCUGAAAUGACAAAUUACUUCAGCAAACGUCUUGAACCACUGGGUAUUACUGUGAAAGAGCUGACUGGUGAUAUGCAGCUGUCAAAAGGUGAAAUUCUGCGAACACAGAUGCUUGUGACUACUCCAGAAAAGUGGGACGUAGUAACAAGAAAAAGUGUUGGUGAUGUAGCUCUCUCUCAGCUGGUAAGGCUGUUGAUUCUUGAUGAAGUUCAUCUGUUGCAUGAAGACAGAGGACCCGUACUUGAAAGUAUAGUGGCACGUACUUUGCGUCAGGUUGAAUCUACACAAAGCAUGAUUAGGAUUUUGGGCCUUUCAGCUACGUUACCCAAUUAUCUUGACGUUGCUACGUUUCUACAUGUCAAUCCCUACAUUGGACUAUUCUACUUCGAUAGCCGUUUUCGACCUGUACCACUGGGACAAACCUUUAUAGGAAUUAAGACAACUAAUAAGGUGCAGCAGCUGAAUCAUAUGGAUGAAGUAUGUUAUGAAAAUGUGCUGAAGCAAAUAAUGGCUGGUCACCAGGUAAUGGUGUUUGUUCAUGCUAGAAAUGCCACAGUCAGAACUGCUAUGGCUCUUCGAGAAAAAGCAAAAAACAAUGGUCAUAUUUGUCACUUCUUGUCACCUCAAGGAUCGGCUUAUGGACAAGCUGAAAAACAGGUACAGAGAUCCAGAAAUAAGCAGUUGCGUGAGCUGUUUCCAGAUGGAUUUAGUAUUCAUCAUGCAGGAAUGCUGCGGCAAGACAGAAGUUUGGUUGAGAACCUGUUUUCUAAUGGACAUAUCAAAGUGCUAGUAUGUACAGCUACGCUUGCCUGGGGUGUCAAUCUUCCUGCUCACGCUGUUGUUAUUAAAGGAACACAAAUAUAUGCUGCAAAAAGAGGCUCCUUUGUUGACCUUGGAAUUUUAGAUGUCAUGCAGAUAUUUGGUCGAGCUGGACGGCCUCAGUUUGACAAAUUCGGAGAAGGCAUCAUUAUUACAACUCAUGAUAAACUCAGUCAUUACCUGACACUUCUUACUCAGCAGAAUCCAAUUGAAAGCCAGUUUCUUGAAAGCCUUGCCGACAACCUAAAUGCAGAGAUUGCUCUUGGAACAGUAACUAAUGUGGAAGAAGCAGUAAAGUGGAUAAGUUACACUUAUCUUUAUGUACGGAUGAGAGCAAAUCCAUUAGUAUAUGGCAUCAGUCACAAAGCUUAUCAGAUGGAUCCAGGUCUAGAAAAGCACAGAGAACAGUUGGUAAUUGAAGUUGGCAGGAAGCUGGACAAAGCCCGCAUGAUUCGCUUUGAAGAAAGAACCGGCUUUUUUUCUUCAACAGAUUUAGGCAGAACUGCCAGCCACUACUAUAUUAAAUACAAUACUAUAGAGACUUUCAAUGAAUUGUUUGAUGCUCAUAAAACAGAAGGUGAUAUUCUUGCUAUAGUGUCCAAAGCUGAAGAAUUUGAACAAAUAAAGGUUAGAGAAGAAGAAAUAGAAGAGCUGGAUACCUUAUUGAAUGAUUUCUGUGAACUUCCUGCUCCUGGAGGUGUGGAAAACAACUAUGGAAAAAUAAAUAUCCUCCUCCAAACAUAUAUUAGCAGAGGGGAGAUGGAUAGCUUCUCCCUUAUUUCAGAUUCUGCAUAUGUUGCACAGAAUGCAGCUCGUAUUGUUCGAGCUCUUUUUGAGAUUGCCCUUAGGAAACGUUGGCCUGCAAUGACAUAUCGACUACUGAAUCUCAGCAAAGUCAUUGACAAGAGGCUGUGGGGCUGGGUUAGCCCUUUGAGACAGUUCUCUGUGUUACCACCAUCAGUCCUCUCAAAGUUGGAAGAGAAGAAUCUCACUAUAGACAAGAUGAAGGACAUGAGAAAGGAUGAAAUAGGUCAUAUGCUGCAUCAUGUGAAGAUUGGGUUAAAGGUAAAACAGUGUGUCCAUCAAAUCCCCUCCAUUGCAAUGGAAGCAACGAUUCAACCAAUUACUCGCACAGUGCUCCGAGUUCGCUUGAACAUCACACCUGACUUCACAUGGAACGAUCAGGUACAUGGCACUGUUGGAGAGCCUUGGUGGAUUUGGGUAGAAGACCCUACUAAUGAUCACAUUUAUCAUUCAGAGUACUUCAUCAUUCAGAAAAAACAGGUCAUUACUAAAGAACCUCAACUGCUGGUGUUUACAAUCCCAAUAUUCGAACCUCUGCCUUCUCAGUAUUACAUUCGAGCUGUGUCUGAUAGAUGGUUAGGAGCAGAGGCUGUGUGUAUCAUAAAUUUUCAACAUCUGAUUCUUCCAGAGAGACAUCCACCCCACACAGAGCUUCUAGAUCUUCAACCUUUGCCUGUCACAGCCUUAGGACAUCCAGAAUAUGAAGUCCUCUACAAGUUCACACACUUCAAUCCUAUCCAGACCCAGAUAUUUCAUACUCUAUAUCACACAGACUGUAAUGUUCUUCUUGGAGCACCUACAGGUUCUGGAAAGACUGUUGCAGCUGAAUUAGCCAUCUUUAGAGUUUUUAACAAGUAUCCCACAUCAAAGGCAGUGUAUAUUGCACCCUUAAAAGCACUCGUUCGUGAGAGAAUUGAGGACUGGAAAGUGAGGAUUGAAGAAAAACUUGGUAAAAAGGUUGUAGAGUUGACUGGAGAUGUGACUCCCGAUAUGAGAGCUAUCGCUCAAGCUGAUCUGAUUGUUACUACCCCAGAGAAGUGGGAUGGUGUCAGCAGAAGCUGGCAGAACAGAAGCUAUGUUCAGAAAGUUUCCAUUCUCAUCAUAGAUGAAAUCCAUCUGCUAGGGGACGAGAGAGGCCCAGUACUGGAAGUCAUUGUGUCUCGAACAAACUUCAUCUCAUCUCACACAGAGAAGCCUGUAAGAGUAGUUGGCUUAUCCACUGCAUUAGCAAAUGCCAGAGAUCUUGCUGAUUGGCUAAAUAUUAAUCAGAUGGGUCUGUUCAAUUUCCGACCUUCAGUACGUCCAGUUCCUCUAGAGGUACACAUUCAGGGGUUCCCUGGCCAGCAUUACUGUCCUCGCAUGGCUCGCAUGAACAAGCCUGCAUUUCAGGCAAUUCGAAGCCAUUCUCCAGCCAAGCCUGUUCUUAUUUUUGUUUCAUCCAGACGUCAAACAAGGCUUACUUCCUUAGAUCUGAUAGCUUUCCUAGCUACUGAGGAUGAUCCCAAACAAUGGCUGAAGAUGGAUGAAAGAGAGAUGAAUGACAUUAUAGGGACAGUUAGAGAUUCAAAUUUGAAGCUGACUCUUGCUUUUGGAAUAGGCAUGCACCAUGCCGGUCUGCAUGAGAGAGACAGGAAAACUGUGGAAGAAUUGUUUGUGAAUUGUAAAAUCCAGGUUCUUAUUGCCACAAGCACAUUAGCUUGGGGUGUAAAUUUUCCAGCUCAUUUAGUAAUUGUUAAAGGAACAGAAUACUAUGAUGGAAAAACAAGGCGCUAUGUGGAUUAUCCCAUUACAGAUGUACUUCAGAUGAUGGGACGUGCAGGCAGACCACAAUUUGAUGACCAAGGCAAAGCUGUAAUUCUAGUUCAUGAUAUCAAGAAAGACUUCUACAAAAAAUUCCUGUAUGAACCUUUCCCAGUGGAAUCCAGCUUGUUAGAUGUGCUGGCUGACCACUUGAAUGCUGAAAUUGCUGCUGGAACUAUUACUUCUAAGCAGGAUGCAAUGGAUUAUAUCACUUGGACUUAUUUCUUCCGACGACUUAUAAUGAACCCAACUUACUAUAACUUGGACAAUGUGAGCCAUGACACUAUGAACAAAUACCUCUCAAGCCUUGUUGAGAAAUCCCUCUUUGAUUUGGAAUGUUCCUACUGUAUUGAAAUUGGGGAGGAUAACCGCAGUAUUGAACCUCUGACAUAUGGCCGCAUUGCUUCCUAUUACUAUUUGAAGCAUCCAACUAUUGGGAUGUUCAAAGAUCAGCUGAAACCUGAAAGCAGUGUUGAAGAAUUGCUCUUAAUUCUGACAAAUGCUGAUGAGUACACAGAUCUACCUGUGAGACACAAUGAAGACCAAAUGAACAGUGAGCUGGCAAAACAUCUUCCAAUUGAAGUCAAUCCUCAUUCAUUUGACAGCUCACACACAAAAACACACCUCCUGCUGCAAGCCCACUUCAGUCAUGCCAUGUUGCCUUGUCCAGAUUAUGCAACUGAUACAAAGACAGUGCUGGACCAAGCAAUUAGAAUAUGUCAGGCAAUGCUGGAUGUCACAGCACAUCAUGGCUGGCUGGUGGCUGCUCUGAAUAUAACCAACCUGGUGCAGAUGAUAGUUCAGGGCAGAUGGGUACACGACUCUUCCCUGCUUACUGUGCCCAAUAUAGAAGUACAGCACCUUUAUCUUUUUCAGAAGUGGAGCCAAGGAAAAAGGAAGAGUUUGCAUGGAGGUUACCAAGGUCCUAUCGAGUGUCUUCCUGAACUUAUGGCUGCCUGUGAAGGAAAAGAAAAUGUGUUUGCUUCAAUUGUGGACAAUGAAUUGCAAACAGCACACAUUUCACAGGCUUGGAAUUUCUUGUCCCGCUUGCCAAUUCUACACGUUAGCCUGAGCAUUAAGGGCUGUUGGGAUGACCCAGCUCAGCCACAGAAUGAAGUGCCUGUUCCCUCUUUGACACCAGACACACGAGAUGACAAAAGAUGGAUCAAAUUACAUGCUGAUCAAGAAUAUGUGCUCCAGAUACAUCUGCAGAGAACCCAGAUGGGGUAUCAGGGAAAGCAAGACAGUAAAGCAGUGGCUCCUCGAUUCCCUAAAGUUAAAGAUGAAGGAUGGUUUUUAAUAUUGGGAGAAGUUGACAAAAAAGAACUCAUCGCUCUGAAGAGAACUGGAUAUGUCAGAAAUAGAAAUACUGUCUCUCUUGCUUUUUACACUCCAGAGACCCCUGGAAAGUGUAUUUACACGUUGUAUCUCAUGAGCGACAGUUAUCUUGGCAUGGACCAACAGUAUGAUAUUUACCUGAAUAUUAUACCAGCUAGUACUUCAGCACAAGCCACAACAGAGGUGUCUGAUGCUAUGAGUUAUCUGACUUUGAAGUAAGGUGAUCUGAAAAAUCUGUUUAAAAAGAACUUGUCUUUCUCCCAACAUAUCUGGUCAUUUUGGACUCCCAAAAAGUGAGUUUGCCUUAGCGGAACAAAACUUCUAACCUCAAGACAACUCAAAAAUUGAAAGUGACUACUGUAUUGACUCUGGUAACACAGAGUUAGCCACAGUGGCCUUACUCCUUUAUAAAAUUUUGUCUUUUCUUGGUUCAUCUUUCAGAAAUCAUAUUUAUCUCUUUUAUUCCUACUAGAGCUGCCAUAAUUCAAUUUUGACACAUCAAAAUAAAAGACACCGUAAUUUGCGCAAAUUUAGGGCUACAAUCUUCAUUUUGAAAAAAUGUUCUGUAGCCCAUGUGUGUUGAUGCAGUUUAAAUAGAUGACUUUUUUUAAUUUAUAGGGAAAAAAUACAAAAUUUGUCCUGAGAAAAAUAUGCUGAAAAUAUUGAUGGAUAUGUUACAUUUCAUGUUUAAUAAAAAUAUGUCCAUAAGAAUGUUUUGCAUUA